Messenger RNA from Colletotrichum graminicola M1.001, 837 nucleotides. Its product is annotated as enoyl-CoA hydratase/isomerase. Bases 1 to 837 code for a protein of 278 amino acids. Gene Ontology annotation, biological process: fatty acid beta-oxidation. The transcript has a single exon. Lineage: Eukaryota; Fungi; Ascomycota; Sordariomycetes; Glomerellales; Glomerellaceae. The record is from RefSeq and is a predicted model, not a curated record. Gene Ontology annotation, cellular component: mitochondrion. Gene Ontology annotation, molecular function: enoyl-CoA hydratase activity.
AUGACAUCCUCGCCAAAGCAGACGUCACCACCGGCGACACCGGAGUUUCUCAAGCUCUCCUAUCCGGCACCGCGUGUUCUUCUUGUGAGAAUGGACCGACCAAGGGACCUCAACGUCAUGUCCACAGCAGCACAGUGGGAGAUGAACUCAGUAUGGAAGUGGUUCGACCAAGAGCCCAAUCUUAGCGUUGCAGUCAUCACCGGGACAGGACGGGCGUUCUCGGCCGGGGCAGAUCUGAAGGAGUGGAGCGCCAGCAUGGCAGCCAACGCCGACCCGAGUAAACGCAUGGGCAACGCUCCCGCCUUCACGCCCUUGAGCCGGCGACUGGGCAAGAAGCCCGUCAUCGCGGCCGUCAAUGGCCUCGCGAUGGGCGGUGGGUGCGAGUUUGUUGUCAAUUGCGAUAUUGUCGUAGCCGCAGAGGAUGCAUAUUUCGGACUUCCGGAGGUCAAGAGAGGCAUUGCGGCCAUCGGCGGCGCUCUGCCGCGGCUUAUACGGACAAUCGGCCUCCAAAGAGCAAGUGAGUUUGCACUAACGGGACGCAAUGUUUCGGCACAAGAGAUGGCAGAAUGGGGGGUCGUGAACAAGGUGGUGCCCAAGGAGAAUGUUCUUGAUGAGGCGGUGCGUUAUGCGAAAAUGAUUGCGGCCAAUUCCCCAGACGCCAUCAUCUGCACCAGAGCAGGGUUGAGACAGGGCUGGGAGACGGCAUCGGUAGAGAAGGCGACCGAAUGGACUUUGGAAAACGAGUUUGCGGAGCUGCAGAAGGGCGAGAAUAUCAUCGAGGGUCUCAAGGCGUUUUCCGAGAAGCGAGAACCCAAUUGGAAGGGCAGUCGACUGUAA